Messenger RNA from Gongylonema pulchrum, 606 nucleotides. NCBI's taxonomy places the organism in Eukaryota, Metazoa, Nematoda, Chromadorea, Rhabditida, Gongylonematidae. The record is from the annotation of a GenBank genome assembly.
CAGAACGAUUUUGUUUUGCAGGAUAAGAAAAGCGUUGACAGAGUGUUGCUUGAUAAAAUUAAGAAAGAAGCGACAGAGGAUCAUGCAAAAAUUGCACCAAAAAUUCGUAAAGCACCACUGACCGAUACCGCUGAACUUGUUCGACAGGUGCGAAGCCGUCUACACACUAAUGGCAUCUCUCAAAAGGUAUUUGGAGAUGUUGUACUUGGUGUAAGCCCCGGAGGAGUAUCUGAGCUUUUAACGAAGCCAAAACCCUGGGAACAUUUAUCUCCACGUGCGCGUGAUCUGUAUCUGGUGAUGAACGAUUGGCUCGACGAGCCGAACGGGAUCACACGUCUUCAGGCAAAAGCUAACUUGAACGGUGAGAGUAACGGUCAAAAACGCAGUGCUACGAAAGAAAGAAGCAAGGAUGAUCGAUGGCAGCAGGAUCUUGCUGAGUUGAUAAGGUUAGACUCGAAAUCAUCGGCUGUAAGUCAUAGUGCACCAACCAUGGUAACAUCGAACUCAGCCAACAAUCUGAUCAAAAGCUCUAGCAGCAGCAGGACUAGUUCGCUUGAUAAAGCAAUUGAACGACUUCAAAAGCUGCGUGCCGCUAAGCAAUCCUGA